AUGGCUCAGCUUUUUUAUGUUCCAAAGGUGUACAACCAGGAGGCCGAUACUCUUGAGGACCUUGAAAUCCCUUUAACAGAAGCUCGACGUGUGGUGACCAUGAUCUUCAGAAGCAUCAACACUGAGGAUUUGGCCAUAUAUUACGAAGGAGCUCAGUGUAACCUUUCCUUUUACCUGUUCAGUUACUUAAUUAAUGCAGGGGAUCCAGACCAGGAGGCUGCAGAUAAGCAGGGAAGCAAAACCAGCGCUGUGCACUUUCUCUAUAGUAGUAGCUGCAAACGGCUAUUCUCGCUCUCGCCCUCAGGGUUCAUAGAAGUAACCAGGAACUACUCUAACUUCCUCCACAUGCUCAGGCUUUCAGGGGCCAAUCUUCUGCGGGAGGUAUACAGAUUCACUCCUGUGGCCAAGGCUGUAAUUGAUGAUAAGCUCCAAGUCAAAAGUGCCACCUUGUGUGCUUACGAGUGCAGCACUUUGGCCAUGAUUCAGAUACCAGAUAAACUCCAGGACCCAGUGACUUACAUCGUUAGUCUGGACCCCUAUUUCGUUUACUACAGGCUAGCAUUCUCGUGUCAGCUGAAUGAAGGUCGUGGGGAUGAAGACACGGCAGCCUCAGACUCGUCCAGUAGCAGCUACAACUUAGUCCAGCACAAGACCGUGGCAGACAUCCUAAUGAAUGGAGUCAUUAUGUCUCUUCUGCUCUCUUCUCUGCAGACUCCCCUUCAAAAGCACACCUUUAUCACACUGCAGUAUGUUUCCGUCGAAGGGGACCAGCACGACGUUCUCUUUCACAGUGCUCCAGACCAUGUACUUGUGCACACCAUGUCAGAUACCAUUAUCGAGCAGCACCAGAUUUGUUCCAGCAGCGUAUUCAACAAUCGCUCUCCCACCCUUAUAUGUCCUUCUUCUCUUCUUCCCCGAGGAGUUGUCAAUACAGCUCAGGCGCGGCUCAUCAACAGCCUGCGAAAUGCCGGUUGCAUCGGGAACCCCUGGCUUUAUAGGUUCCUCUCUCUGCUCAGCCUGAAGCUAUGA
This is a messenger RNA of Giardia duodenalis, 1029 nucleotides long. RefSeq lists its product as uncharacterized. The transcript has a single exon. Lineage: Eukaryota; Fornicata; Diplomonadida; Hexamitidae. The record is from RefSeq and is a predicted model, not a curated record. The coding region runs from base 1 to 1029 and encodes 342 amino acids.